AUGGAGUUCAUGUUGAGGGCAAAGCAACUUGGCACACUAACUCAGUGUGCACGAUCCUUCUAUCUUAAUGGAUCAAGGUGCGGUAGCACAGAUGGAGCUUCAUGCACAUGCCCUGAGGAUGAGACUUAUGCUCCAAAAAGGCAGACUACAACUGCUAUCGAGCAGAAGUCUCAUUCAACCCACAGAACAUCUGUGAAGAUUCAGCCUCCUGUACAAGAUGUUAUUGGAGCUACUGGCCACCCAGCUCCAGCUGUUCAUGCCACUACCUCACCUCCACCAGGAAAGGAGCCUGCAUCUAGUAACAGAAGCAAUCGUCCUCACGAUCAUCAGCAGAUUAUAGGAAGUGAUUAUGUACAGCCAUCUAAGCAGACAGCCAGAAGCAUUUCUCAAUCUGGAAUUGCUGGAGCUGGUGUAUAUUCUGAGCUGGUUAAUUUCAGGUCCUCAUCUAAUAAUGGAAGCACUGAUCAGGCUCCACAGAUGGGUACUAACUAUUCUUAUCAGAUUUUAUCUGAUAGCCAUUCUUCUAAUAACAGGGCACAGAAUCAACUUAACUUUCCUGAGGGAAAGAUGGCUUAUAACCCUUCCGUAAACAAUGAAUUCGGGAAGGGGUACCCAAGAGCUGGCUAUGCAAAGCCAAAGCAGAGUUUCUCAGGACCAUCUGUGAUGGUUUCCAGUUCACCAUCACAAAUAAGGAGUCAAGGGCAUCCAGGUCCACCCUAUGCAAAAUAUCAUUCUAAUCAUUUCAAUUCAGAUGCCAGGCGAGAUGAAGUACAAACUCGGAACCCAUCAGGUCCCAAUGUUUUUAGUGGUUCUGGCAACAAAAUUCAGGGUUCUACAGGAACAAUAAAAGCUCAUAGUGGAGGACCCCAAUCUAACUUAAGAUCAUUGAAGUCAUUGCGGUCAGUUGAUCAGUACUACCACACACUGCAGCAAAUGAAAUGGGGUCCAAUGACCGAGCAUGUUCUGGAUAAUCUUCAUUGCAAGAUAGAUGCGUUCCAGGCAAAUCAAGUACUCAAGCUGCUUCAUGACCACACUGUCGCUCUUGGUUUCUUUCAAUGGUUAAAGAGGCAACCUGGAUUCAAGCACGAUGGUCAUACUUACACAACCAUGAUAGGCAUCCUUGGGCAAGCCAGGCAAUUCGGUGUUUUGAAGAAACUUCUGGAUGAGAUGAGCCGAGCUCACUGCAAACCAACUGUGGUGACAUACAACAGAAUAAUACAUGCAUAUGGCCGUGCAAAUUAUCUUAAGGAGGCUGUUAAAGUAUUUGAGGAAAUGCAGGAAGCUGGUUACGAGCCUGAUCGGGUUACAUAUUGUACAUUGAUUGAUAUCCAUGCUAAAGCUGGAUACCUGGACAUUGCAAUGGAUUUAUAUGGCAGGAUGCAAGAAGUAGGCCUGUCACCAGAUACAUUCACCUACAGUGCCAUGGUUAAUUGCCUUGGUAAAGGUGGUCAAUUAGCGGCUGCUUAUAAGCUUUUCUGUGAGAUGAUUGAAAAUGGCUGCACGCCUAACCUUGUUACUUACAACAUUAUGAUUGCACUCCAGGCCAAAGCAAGAAAUUAUGAAAAUGUUGUUAAGCUGUACAAAGACAUGCAGGUUGCUGGGUUCCGUCCUGACAAAAUAACUUACAGCAUUGUUAUGGAAGUUCUUGGUCAUUGUGGCCAUCUGGAUGAGGCUGAGGCUGUUUUCAUUGAGAUGAGGUGUGAUUGGGCUCCUGAUGAGCCAGUAUAUGGACUUUUGGUCGAUCUCUGGGGCAAAGCCGGCAAUGUUGACAAAGCACUAGGAUGGUACCAAGCAAUGCUUCAGGAUGGUUUGCAGCCUAACGUGCCUACCUGCAAUUCGCUCUUGAGUGCUUUUCUGAAGAUGAACAGAUUUCAAGAUGCCUACAUCGUGCUCCAGAACAUGCUUGCUCAAGGGCUUGUUCCAUCUGUGCAGACUUAUACCUUGCUGCUCAGCUGCUGCACCGAGGCUCAGGCACAGAUAGGUUUGUGCGGCCAGCUCAUGGCCAUCACUGGACAUCCAGCUCACAUAUUCCUGCUGUACUUGCCUGAUGCAGAACCUGGUGGCCAGAACGUCAGGGAUCACACCGGGUAUUUCUUGGACAUGAUGCACAGUGAGGACAGAGAGAGUAAAAGGGGUCUAAUGGAUGCUGUCAUAGACUUCUUGCACAAGUCUGGUCUCAAGGAGGAAGCGGGCCUUAUAUGGGAGGUUGCUGCACAGAAGAAUGUGUACCCAGAUUCUGUGAGGGAGAAGAGCUCGUCGUAUUGGCUCAUCAACCUUCACUUGAUGUCUGAGGGCACAGCAGUGACUGCUCUGUCCAGGACACUUGCCUGGUUCCAUAGGCAGAUUCUGACAUUGGGCACUGGUCCUGAAAGAAUUGACAUUGUCACUGGCUGGGGCAGGAGGAGCAGGGUAACUGGAUCUUCGCUGGUUAGACAAUCGGUUCAAAAGCUUCUAAACCUCUUUGACUUCCCAUUCUUCACCACCCGUGGAAAUACUGGCUGCUUUGUCGGCUGCGGGGAGCCACUCAACAAAUGGUUGCACAAUCCUUAUGUUGAGCGCAUGCAUUUAUUGUAA
Miscanthus lutarioriparius is the source of this 2574-nucleotide messenger RNA. NCBI's taxonomy places the organism in Eukaryota, Viridiplantae, Streptophyta, Magnoliopsida, Poales, Poaceae. The record is from the annotation of a GenBank genome assembly.